Molecule: messenger RNA, 1990 nt
Organism: Cydia fagiglandana
Lineage: Eukaryota; Metazoa; Arthropoda; Insecta; Lepidoptera; Tortricidae
Product: UDP-glucosyltransferase 2-like
Exons: 4
Coding region: 148-1704 (518 amino acids)
Molecular function (GO): UDP-glycosyltransferase activity
Source: RefSeq, a predicted model, not a curated record
GUGUAACAGUUGUUCCAAAGGAAUAAGUUAUUAGUGAGAUAAUUGAAAUUUGACUUUGUUAUUUAGUGACAUUGACUACAUGGGUAUAGUUACACAUACGAAGGUUUUUAGCAGAAGUGUUUUGUUACAUCCUUGGCCUUGAACGCAAUGAAGUCAAUCAGCUUGGCAUUCACUUUACUUAUAGCACUAGCGCAUACCGCUAAUGCUCUCAACAUUCUAGGUAUAUUUCCGUAUCAUGGAACUAGCCAUUUCUUGGUGUUCCGCGUCUAUCUUCUAGGACUCGUUAAUAAAGGCCAUAAUGUUACCGUUAUAUCGCAUUUUCCGGAAAAGAAUCCGCCGCCUAAUUAUCACAGUAUCAGCUUGGCGGGAACCUUAGAAAUACUCAAAGAUGAUAUGCCGAUAGAAAAAUCAUAUAAAACCAUCUUCAACACAGGACUAUUCUUAACGUCCACCGGUAAGGAGAACUGUGAAGUGAUGCUCAAGAACAAAAGAGUGCGUGAUUUAGUCGAUUCUAAAGCUAAAUUCGAUGUGAUAAUCAUUGAGCAAUUCAACAGCGACUGCGCAUUCGGCAUUGCAUACAAACUGAACGCCCCCGUAGUCGGCAUGAUGUCUCAUAUACUAAUGCCUUGGCAUUAUAGGAGACUAGGCAUCCCAUACAACACCGCCUACGUGCCUUUUCACUUCUUAGAAGGAGGUUCUAAGCCUACGCUAUACCAAAGAAUAGAAAGACUAUUAUUCGAUGUUUACUUCAGAACUCUUUACUAUUUUGUAACGCAAAGAAGCGACCAGAAGACCCUCGCUCAGUACUACGAUGAUAUUCCGCCUUUGGAAGAUUUGGCUAGAGAGAUGAAGUUCCUCCUUGUGUACCACAACUUUGUGCUAACUGGGUCCAGGCUUUUCCCGCCUAAUGUAAUUGAAGUCGGCGGUUACCAUGUCGCACGGGCAAAAUCUUUAGCUGGCGCUUUGAAGACAUUCGUUGAAGGAGCGAAACAUGGUGUAGUUUAUAUAAGCUUCGGAUCCGUGCUCAACCCAACCUCGCUGUCUCCUGAGAAGGUGCAGGCCAUUUUGGACGUGAUGGCUCAACUGCCGCAAAGGUUUAUCUGGAAAUGGAGUAACAAGACUUUAGCUGUGGCUCAGGAUAAACUUUACACUGGCAAUUGGCUGCCUCAGAUUGAUAUUUUGGGUCAUCCAAAUACAUUGGCCUUUUUCUCCCAUGCCGGGAUGGGUGGCACAACUGAAGCCAUACAUUACGGCGUCCCAAUGGUCGCCAUGCCAGUUUUGGGCGACCAGCCAGCAAAUGGAGCCGCCAUAGAAGAAAGCGGACUAGGCGUACAAGUUCAAAUAAGGGAUUUAAAUAAAGAAAAUCUACUGGCAGCAUUCCGAAAAGUUUUAGAUCCCAAGUUCAGAGAAAAAGUGAAGCAGAUUUCUAAAGCCUGGCAUGAUCGACCAAUGCGUCCGCUAGACACAGCAAUCUACUGGACCGAGUACGCAGCUAGGCAUCGUAACUUUACAUUCAGAGCUGCGGCAGCCGACACACCUCUAUACCAACAUUUCUAUUUAGAUAUUAUAGGAGUAUUGGUUAUCUCCUUAUAUGUUAUAGCAAAAGUUUUCAGUUUGUUAUUAGGUUUAUGCAAUUCGAAGGCAAGUGUAAAAAAUGUCAAAACAAUUGACAAAAAGACAAGUAAGAAGUCAAAGCGUGAAUGACAACACGUUUUUCACAGAAUAACGCAGUAGCAUUAAGUAGGUUCAUUAACAUCUUAAAACGAAACGAAAAACGGAAAUUAAUUUAUGUCUCUCUAUCGUAUAAUAUGCUUCCAUGUGAUAGAGGGCAGAUACAACGAAUUUUCGAUUUUCGUUUCUCGCGGUAGACUCUCUGGCAUCUCAAGGAUUAGUAAUAUUAAUGUAUUUUGAAUCAUUGUGAUCUGAUUGUGAUGUAAGUACUCGAAAUAUCAUCAUCAUCAUCAUCAUCUCAGCCUAUAUACGUCCCACU